This is a messenger RNA of Apis mellifera (honey bee), 2791 nucleotides long. RefSeq names its product COUP transcription factor 2 (gene svp). The transcript has 4 exons. The record is from RefSeq and is a predicted model, not a curated record. The annotation marks the transcript as partial. Gene Ontology annotation, molecular function: nuclear receptor activity; zinc ion binding; RNA polymerase II cis-regulatory region sequence-specific DNA binding. NCBI's taxonomy places the organism in Eukaryota, Metazoa, Arthropoda, Insecta, Hymenoptera, Apidae. Gene Ontology annotation, biological process: cell differentiation; anatomical structure development; regulation of transcription by RNA polymerase II.
CCUGGCGACUGCCGGGGUGGUUUACCCGGCCGCGACAGCGACGUUGUUCCCUGGCCGGGUGUCAGCCGGACACCACCACCCCGAGUUCACCACCACGUUGGAGGUGGGGUUCCCGGCGCGCGGCACCACCGCCUCCAUGGCGUUGGUGGCCGCGCCGCCCUCGUGGCCCUCGCGGGACCCUGGGGCCAGCCUGGCGGCGACCGGCGCGGCCGCGGCGGCAGCCGCUGCCGCGGCCGGCGCCGCGGCCGCCGCCGCAUCCGCCACGGGCCCAGGCCCCAUCCAGAUCGCCCCCCCGCCCCCCAUGCCCCCGACCCACCUCACGCCCUCCGCCACGCCGGAGGACAUCACCUGCCUCGUGCCCCCGGCCGGGGUUCUCACGCCCAGGGACCCCUUGCCGCCCAGCACCACCCCGGCAGCCAGGCCAACAGCUCCCAGUCGGGCAGCUCGCAAACCGACAAAUCGCCCAACAUCGAGUGCGUCGUGUGCGGGGACAAGAGCAGCGGCAAACACUACGGCCAGUUCACCUGCGAGGGAUGCAAAAGCUUCUUCAAGAGAAGCGUGAGGAGAAACCUAACUUACUCGUGUCGGGGGAAUAGGAACUGUCCCAUCGACCAACACCAUAGGAAUCAGUGCCAGUUUUGUCGAUUGAAAAAGUGCCUGAAGAUGGGCAUGCGGCGGGAAGCGGUGCAGAGGGGACGAGUGCCGCCGUCGCAGCCGUCGCUACCAGGUCUGCCGGGCCAGUUCGCCCUGACGAACGGGGACGCGGUGGCGUGCGCGAGCCUGAACGGCCACUCAUACCUCUCCUCGUACAUAAGCCUGCUGCUCAGGGCGGAACCUUACCCGACCUCGCGCUACGGCCAGUGCAUGCAGCCCAACAACAUCAUGGGGAUCGACAACAUAUGCGAGCUGGCCGCCCGGCUCCUAUUCUCGGCGGUCGAGUGGGCAAGGAACAUCCCGUUCUUCCCCGACCUCCAGGUCACCGACCAGGUAGCCCUUCUCAGGCUAGUGUGGAGCGAGCUGUUCGUCCUGAACGCGAGCCAGUGCUCGAUGCCGCUCCACGUGGCGCCCCUCCUCGCCGCGGCCGGCCUCCACGCGUCCCCCAUGGCCGCGGACCGCGUGGUCGCCUUCAUGGACCACAUCAGGAUCUUCCAGGAGCAAGUGGAGAAGCUCAAGGCGCUGCACGUAGACUCGGCCGAGUACAGCUGCCUCAAGGCCAUCGUCCUCUUCACCACAGACGCGUGCGGUCUGUCGGACGUGGCCCACAUAGAAUCGCUGCAGGAGAAGUCGCAGUGCGCGCUCGAGGAGUACUGCAGGACCCAAUACCCGAACCAGCCGACGAGAUUCGGCAAGCUGUUGCUCAGGCUUCCCUCGCUGAGGACCGUCUCGUCCCAGGUGAUCGAGCAGCUGUUCUUCGUGCGCCUGGUUGGGAAAACGCCGAUCGAGACGUUGAUCAGGGACAUGCUGCUCAGCGGGAGCAGCUUCAACUGGCCCUACAUGUCCACGAUGUGACACACCGUUUGGCGACACUUGGCUUCCGCUUAAUCAAUCAACCGACAAAUCUCCAUCGACCACCCCCCCCCACCACCCCCUUACUACUACCUUAUUAGCCCCUCCCCCCGAAUAACCACCUUCGAACAAAUAUGGAGGAAGAUCACCUGCAAAAGAGAAGAGAAGAAGAUGACGUCGUUUCGUUCGAUUGAUAACACGACAAUAAGUGGAGGGGGUAGAAAUUAUAAAUUGACGGGGGAGGGGAUCGGCGAGUUGCUUUUGAUAUAUUUCCUCGCCUUCCCCUUUCCUUUCGUUUGGGGCAAGCUUCGUGAACCCCACUCUCCACCCACUCGAUCGGAUCGGAUCGGUUUUGUUACUCGAAGAUUCGAGCGAACGCGCGCAUGCGCGCGCGCGGCCAGCCUGUAAAUGAACGAACGACUAUAUUUUUCUCUGAACGCGGAUAUAUGUUCGAUCGAGGGCUGGUCGCGUGUCGCGAAUAUAUAUAUAUAUAUAAAUAUAUAUAUAUAUAUAUAUAGAAAUAUUGUUGGCGAGGAUGCUUCGGGGGGAGGGGACGCAAUGUGAUAAUAAGCGUACGUGGAGAUUCCCGAAACACGGUGCUUUCUUACUUUAUAAAUAAAUGAAUGAAUGAAUAAAUAAAUAAAUAAAUAAAUAAAUACUGUACGAUAUAUAAAAAAUGCCGGGGCGUUGUACAGGGUUGGCCGAUUGUGUAGAUAGGCCGGCGAGCGUGGAGAAGAGACACGAAGGAGGAGGCGGGGGAAAUGAUCGAAGACUGCGCCCACGAAGACGCGUACACGUGGCAACGUCGAACUAGUUACUUACUAAUUAGACAAGACAUUUAGGGGUAUAUGGGAAUAUUUCUAAUAUUUUUAAGCAGCGAUCGAUUUUCUUAAGAAAAAAAAGAUAAAAAAAAAAACUGCGACGCGCGCGCGCAAACACACACGCAGAAACGAGCGUACAUGCAUAUAUACACGUACACAAUAUAUAUAUAUAUAUAUAUAUAUAUAUAUAUAUAUAUAUAUACGCAAGGAGCGCGUCUCGGUGAAAAUCGUACGCGAUCGAGUCGAAUCGGGUCGAAUCGGGUCGAUUCGGGUCGAUUCGGGUCGAUUCGGGUCGAUUCGGGUCGAGUCGGGUCGAGUCGGGUCGAGUCGAAGGUAGCAGCGAGCUUUUCGAGCGUCUCGCAUGGAUUCCACGCCCCGAGACGCGUCCCCCUCGUCGAACGCGAAUUUUUUUCUCCCCGGAGAAAAAAAAAUUGUAUUACAUAUAUAUAUAUAUAUAUAUAUAU